AUGGAGGACUUUCCGCCAGGCUUUCGCUUCUACCCGACGGAAGAGGAGCUAAUUACCUUCUAUCUGCACAAUAAACUGGAGGAGAAGAGGCAGGAGCUGAAUCGGGUUAUCCCGGUUGUCGACAUUUAUGAAGUAGAGCCAUGGCAGCUUCCAAAGCUUUCGGGAGAGUUGUGCCAUGGAGACACUGAGCAGUGGUUUUUCUUUGUUCCUAGACAAGAAAGAGAAGCAAGAGGAGGGAGACCUAAUCGAACCACAGAGUCCGGGUACUGGAAGGCCACAGGCUCUCCAAGUUACGUUUACUCAUCGGAUAAUCGAGUGGUAGGGUUGAAGAAAACCAUGGUGUAUUACAAAGGGAAAGCCCCUGCUGGGAGAAAAACCAAGUGGAAGAUGAACGAGUACAGAGCCAUUGAAGAAGAAAUGACCACUCCAUCUAGCUGUUCUGUUCCAAAGCUGAGGCAUGAAAUGAGUCUAUGUCGAGUAUACGUCAUAUCAGGAAGCUGUCGAGCAUUCGAUCGACGCCCAGUGGGAACACAGGCAAAGGAGGGAAUGAUUCCACAAGCUAAUAGAGAUCAUGAGAUUGAGGUUGUUGCAGCAUCUUCUCCCAAUAUUGCAAUGAUGGAGAGAGCAAGCUCUCCUGGAACUUCAUUUUCAGGGGAAAUCCAGGUGGAGGAUGAAGGAAGCUCCAAUUGGGAGAUGGCUUUUGGUCUUGAAUCUCCAGGGGAUUGGAAUAAACUUGGUUGGAUUUGA
Molecule: messenger RNA, 747 nt
Organism: Ilex paraguariensis (yerba mate)
Lineage: Eukaryota; Viridiplantae; Streptophyta; Magnoliopsida; Aquifoliales; Aquifoliaceae
Source: the annotation of a GenBank genome assembly